AUUUCUCACAUCAAAUAUAGGCAUUCAUAACUUUAGAUCGAGUUCAAAUAAUACUGUUUAAAAUUAUUUUAGCGUCGCUUUCGAUAUAAGUUUCAUUUAUGUUUUUGUCGUUAAUAGAUACACAUAGUCAAAGGUGAAUUUACACAUUGAUAAAAUUAUGUUACAUCGGCAUCACUCUAUCGGUAGACUGCAAAGUGGUUAUAUAUUUUUAUUUGGUUAUAACUGACAGUUAUUAACGUGACUUUACAAUUGUUACGUGAAUUGUUACCAAUAAAAUAUUUCUUUUCUCAAUCAUUUAUACGUGCGUUUAUUAUAAUUUAAUUAAUUAAAUAUAAUUUAUAAUAAAUUAUAAUAAAAUAUUUAUAAAUAAAUUUACGCGGGAUAAAAAGAGGUUAUGGCUACGGAAGAAGGUUUCGAACAGUUCGAAGAUGAAGAGGCUGAGAUUGCUAUCGGUGGUACAUUACCAGGAGGAAGGAAACGUCUCUUUUCGAAAGAACUUCGAUGUAUGAUGUAUGGCUUUGGUGAUGAUCAAAAUCCUUAUACUGAAAGCGUUGAUUUACUCGAAGAUCUUGUCAUCGAAUUCAUAACAGAAAUGACCCAUAGAGCUAUGGAAAUUGGACGUACUGGACGAGUUCAAGUAGAAGAUAUUGUCUUUUUAGUUAGAAAAGAUCCACGCAAGUAUGCCAGAGUGAAAGAUCUUCUAACAAUGAAUGAAGAAUUAAAGAAAGCAAGAAAAGCAUUUGAUGAAGUUAAAUAUGCAGGUACUGUUAGCCAGUAGAAUUAUGUUUAUAUUAUGUUUUUAAUAUGAUUUUGUCUGAUUGAUGCAAUCUAUGUGAUUUUCAAUAAUAUUUUUUUUUUAAUUAAGAAAGGAGCAUUAGUAGAUAUAAAAAAAGAAAAAUGUUAUGCAUCCAUAUAGAUUGCAAGUUAUUAAGCUUAAACUUUAAUAAGUAACAUAGCAAGAAUAUGUUUCAAUGUUUCUAUAACAUUGUUUGGUUUGUGCAAUGCUAUAACAUUGCAUUAUUUGUACUGAGCUUAAGAAUGUAGAGUUAUUGUUUUUUUUUUUAUUUAUUUCUUUUUUUUUUUUAAUUUGUUUAUUCUUUAUAAAUUAUUUCUUUAAGAAGAAAAAAGUUUACAUUAAAAAAUAUCUGAUAUAUAGUACAUUAUAUAGUAAUUUAUAAUACAAAUAUGUUAUCUUUUAAUAUCUGCAUGCCUUACUUUGCAUGCCUUAAGCAUGUCCAUACUUUUUAUGUUUACAUUCCAUGUACAUGCAAAGACUGGACAUUGUUUAACUAUUAUUCAAGAGAAUAGAAUUAAAACGUAAAGAAUAUUAAAUUAUUAUUACCUAAUACAAUUGGUAUAUAUUAUGCUUUUCAAUUUUUAUAUAUAUAUAUAUUUUUUUUUUCUAAAUGAUCAAGUUAAAUCUUCAUUGAACAAUUUCUUAUUAACAUAUAAAUAUUUUAUGCUUUUACAUUUUAUUUUAUUAAGUAGUGUAUACGUAAGAAACACACAUGUACAUGAAGUAUAAGGCAUUGUUGUUAAUUGCUGUAAUAAAUUAUUUGCAAUUUU
Molecule: messenger RNA, 1566 nt
Organism: Vespa crabro (European hornet)
Lineage: Eukaryota; Metazoa; Arthropoda; Insecta; Hymenoptera; Vespidae
Gene: Taf13
Product: transcription initiation factor TFIID subunit 13
Exons: 3
Coding region: 395-778 (127 amino acids)
Biological process (GO): transcription by RNA polymerase II
Cellular component (GO): transcription factor TFIID complex
Molecular function (GO): protein heterodimerization activity
Source: RefSeq, a predicted model, not a curated record